Molecule: messenger RNA, 1803 nt
Organism: Cydia splendana
Lineage: Eukaryota; Metazoa; Arthropoda; Insecta; Lepidoptera; Tortricidae
Exons: 4
Coding region: 100-1803 (567 amino acids)
Source: RefSeq, a predicted model, not a curated record
CGCUGCGCUUCGUCGUUGCAUAAUUAUUUUAAUUGAAAAUAGCUGUUAAAAGUUGUGUAUUGUAUCAAUGAAGGUUGUGUAUGUGUUAAAAGUUGUGCGAUGGGUGACCGAGGCAGAAAAUUAGUGCAACUAGCCUGCAGUAACAGGCUAGAAACAGACAAUGACUCCUCCGAUCUUGAUGAAUCGCAAAUUGAUAUCGCCGCCCAAAUGCACAAUAUUGUCACCGAUGAUAAUAUUACGGCAGACUCAAAUGAUGAAAGUAAUUUAUUUGGCAGUGACUAUUCGGAUGAAGAUCCCACUUACGUGCCAGAUCCUAAGGACUAUUCGCCAAAGCAAAUAGAUUCCGACUCUGAUUUUAUUCCUGAAAGUCCGAAUGCUUUCUCCAAACAGGAAGACUUUUUUAUGGUGCUGAUUGAUGAAGUUUUAGAUCGAGUUUGGAUUUCUGUAGAAGGUGACUAUUCAGCAGCAGCUUAUGUUCAAGAUUCAUAUUCAGAAAACGAUACACCUCAGCAAAAUGAUUCCGGCCAUGAUAUUAUUAUUCCUGAAACUCCCAGCCCAUGCAAACAGCAGAAACGUUCCUUGUCGAUAUUUAACAACGUUUGUAGUUCUGGAGAAGGUGAAUGCAUAGAAAGAGCUUCUUCUUAUGUUCCAGAUUCAGAGGACGAUCCAUUAAAAGUAUUACAUCCAACUGACUCUAGCUGCAAUGACAGUAUGAUCCCUGAAAGUUCAGGUGUUCGUUCACAAGUGGAAGACACUGUUUACUUUAUUGUAGACAAUAUUUUAGACAGAGUUUGGAGUCGUGUCAAACCCUUGAAGCGACGUAAGCAAGCUAAGCCAUCUGAAUGGAAAAUAAAUAUCGCCAAAAAGCGAAAAAUGGAAGGGCUACCUUAUGUGACCCAAGGCAUUAAGCGUCCUGCUAAAGUUCCAAAGCCUAUUGAAUGUGAUAAAUGCCAAUUCAAAUGUACUGAAAAGUUUUCCGAAGAAGAACGUACCAGUUUGUGCCGUUAUUUCUACAGUAUGGAUUUCCGAGCAAGAAAGAACUUUAUUCUUUCUUGCAUAAAAAUUCAGCCUGUUAAAACUAGAAAAGUACAGAAGGCAUCUAAUAAAAAGGAGCGUUCAUAUAGUAAAAAAUGUUUCUUUCAAAAAGACAAUGACGAAAUCCAAGUUUGUCAAAAAUUUUUCCAGGCUACAUUGUGCAUUAGUGUAGAUGUCAUCUCCGAUGCUGUAAAUAAAAAAGAUUCAUUAGGAUUGUAUGUCGAGGAUGAUAAACGUGGCAAGAAAAGCCCACCAAAUAAAACUAAAAUAGAAGAUGUUAAACGGGUCCAGGAUCACAUAGAGAGCUUUCCUGUAAUGGAUUCUUAUUACUGCCGUAAAGACAGUAAGAAGAAAUACCUUUACCCUGACGCUAAAUCGGUUAAAAACAUGUACAGAUUGUAUGAAGAUUCAUGUAAAGAGACUAAUAAAAAGCCGGUUUCAGAGUCAAAGUACCGUGAUAUUUUUAAUGAAGAAUACAAUUACAGCUUUUUCAGUCCGAAAAAAGAUCUCUGUAACGUUUGCUCAAAGUAUGAAAAAGCUCUGUCGAAAGAAGAGCUAGAAGAUGAUUACCAACAGCAUGUACAACGGAAGACGGUCUGUCAAAAUGCUAAAGACGCUGACAAAGCUCGAGCUAAUGUAUAUUCCAAUGCCAUUAGGGACUUCGUCAGCCCCGCAGCGUCGCCGCCGCGCCGCGCCGCGCCGGCCGCAUCGGGUGUCAUUUCACGUAUCGUCACACAUCCUAUUCUUCCACUAAUCAGACCUCAAUAG